AUGGGGGGGGUUCAGGAAUUGGAUACGGAGGAUGAGGAUGGCGCGGCCGCACGUGGCCUUGGGCUGUCUGCGAGGCGUAACACGCGAUUUGUUAGCGAUUCUCUUCGGUUCACGGGUAUAGACUUGGGCGAUCGGACAAGCGGCACGCUGCGCCGCCGGCGUUUGGGCGACUCGGAAGAAACCGACGAAGAUGGCUCCUCUUCUUCUCGAAGCGACGAUAUUGGCGACGACGAUAGUGCGUAUGGCGAAGAGCCGGCACCGCUUGCCAUCGAGGACCGGGAAGAGUCUUUGGUGCAAUCCGCGCUCCGGCGCAUCAGCAAGGCCCAAGCCAAGGGCAAGGCUGACGUCAAACUCAGCAAGGAGGAGCUCGGGGCCCUUGAGCGCAGACGCAAGCGCAUGCAGGAAGAGGAGGAGAGGCGGAGACAGGCUUCCAGCAGCGGCGGCGACCGCAAGAAGAAGAAGAAGGAGCAGCGGGUUGCCGUACCGCUCUCGCAACUCGAACCGAUAUCUCGCAAGAAGACGACCAAGGCUCCGCCCCAAUCUCAGCCUCCUCCUCGACACGCAUCCGCUGGAGACUUGCCCCAGGGACAUGGCUAUCCGCCAGCCGGGUUCUUUCCGCCUCCAUCCUCUUCUCGCCCUCGGCCGCGAUCCGGGACAACUUCUUCAAGGCCACCUAGUCGCGCCCAUGACGAGCGCGGCUCAUCUCCGUUCCAAUACGAGUAUGUGCCGCGAACGUCAUCUUCCAACAGGCACAUUUCCGACUCGGUGGCCCGACCCCGGUCGUCUCGAGGCUCUCCGCGUAUGGAGCCUUUGGUUCUGGGAGCUCGCUCCAACCUUGACCCUUUUCAAUUCCAGACUGCCGGACCUCGCGCAGCGUACGCUGCCAGUGCCGUUGGGUCAUCCAGACGGUACGUUUCUGGACCUGCUGAGAUGAUGUACGACUCGCAUCGGAGGAGAAGCGCAGCCCCCGGGAGUAGCCUUCACGCAUCUCACCGCAAGAGCUACGGCGAUGAGACGAGCGAGGAGAGUCAAGGUAGUGAGGACAGCAGCGACGACCGCGGCAAUGCGGCGCAUGUUGGAGAGCAUUCGGGGAGGAGAGGGGACGCGGACAUUGUUGUGGAGGUCUCGCCGGAGCCCGAGCCCGAGCCGCCGCCGCCUCUACCUCCGGUAACCAAAAAGAAGUCGUCGUCGCCGGUCAAGAAGAAGUCGAGUUCUGGAAGCAGGCGGAAGAGAAGAUAA
Molecule: messenger RNA, 1239 nt
Organism: Purpureocillium takamizusanense
Lineage: Eukaryota; Fungi; Ascomycota; Sordariomycetes; Hypocreales; Ophiocordycipitaceae
Exons: 2
Coding region: 1-1239 (412 amino acids)
Source: RefSeq, a predicted model, not a curated record